Marmota flaviventris (yellow-bellied marmot) is the source of this 972-nucleotide messenger RNA. The record is from RefSeq and is a predicted model, not a curated record. NCBI's taxonomy places the organism in Eukaryota, Metazoa, Chordata, Mammalia, Rodentia, Sciuridae.
AUGCUACUGUGUUUAUCAGGUACAACAGGAGAGGCCCUGGAAGUGACCUCAGGAGUAGUCAGGGACAGAACAUCUGGACCACCAGGCACUGGGGCCACCAGUGCUGGAAGCCCAGCAGCAACAAGUAGAAGAACAGAAACAUCUGCCACCAUCUCUGCUGGUGAGAACACAUCUGCAGGAACAGGCACACCUGGAGCAUCAUCUGGAACAACCCCAGAAGCCCAAGGAGGUAGCACCCCUGAAGAAUCAAGCACUAGAGCCACAGGUUCAGGAACCACAGGGGUGUCUUCUGGUUCAUCCACUACUGCCAGCCCUGGAGACUCAGCUACACCUUUCUCAACCUCUGCUAGUAGCAAAUCAGGUACAACAGGAGAAUCCUUGGGAGUGACCUCAGGAGCAGGCAGUGUGAGCACACCUGGACCAUCAGGCACUGCAGCCACCAGUGCUGGAAGUCCAGCAGCAACGACCACUGCCUCUGCUGUUGAGAACACUUCUGGAAGAACAGGCACCCCUGGAGCAUCAUCUGGAACAACCCCAAAAGCUCAAGGUGCCAGUACCCCUAAUCAAGCAGGCACUGGAGCCACAGGUUCAGGGACCACAGGAGUGUCUGCAGGCUCCACCACUGCCAGUCAUGAGGACUCAGCUAGACCUUUCUCAACCUCUGCUAGCAGCAAAUCAGGCACUACUGGACCAUCAGUUGGUACAACAACCAGAGCCCAAAGCAAUGAAGAGACAUCACCUGAAGUACACUCAGGUACUACUGGAACUUCAGUUCCCAUCACCUCCACAGCUGGAAGUACAAAAACCACACCCCAGCUGAGCACCAGCUUUACCAGUCCUGGGGAUACAUCAGCAGCAUCAGAAUCCUGUGGAAACUUGUUAAAAGUGCACAUUUCUGGGUUCACCAACCUAGAAUCAGAAAGUAUCCGGUGGAGCCCAGCAGACUUUGUUAACAAGUAUUUUGGGGAUUGA